UGUCAUUUGUAAGUGAAAAACCGAGUGAGAUCAUACGCGUAGUCCUAUUUCGAAGAAAGUUGCUGGAAUUUCUAUUUUUAGUAGUGCUUGUUUGUUUUCCACACGACUUUCAUCGUUCUUGAGUUUCGUAGCGAUCGAAAAAGUCUAUAUCUUUGGACAAUGUGGCAGAACACAGGAGUGUAUCCCGGAGAUCAGCAAGGAGGAUAUCCGCAGGGCGGCUAUCCACCCCCACAAGGAGGCUAUCCCCAAGGUGGCUAUCCCCAAGGUGGUUAUCCACCCCCUCAAGGCGGUUAUCCCCAGGCAGGUUAUCCUCCUCCACCUCAACCGGGUUUUCAACCGGCUGGAUAUGGUGAACCUGCCGGUUACGCAGGCCCAGGUGGCAGUUUUGGUGAAGAUACCGAUGUCAAAGGCUUUGAUUUCACCGAGCAGAGCAUCCGGAAAUCCUUUAUUCGAAAGGUGUACGGGAUCUUGAUGUGUCAACUGCUCGUGUCAUUGGCCUUUAUAACACUCUUUGUCUACCACACGCCAACUAAAAUAUGGGUGCAAAGAAAUACCUAUAUGUUCUGGAUUGCAUUCGUCAUUGUACUGGUUUGCAUCAUAGUAAUGUCCUGUUGCGGAAACGUCAGACGCCAGGCACCACUGAACUUCAUAUUCCUCGGAAUAUUUACUGUCGCUGAGAGUUUCCUGCUCGGCGUUACAAGCAGCAUGUAUGACAGCAGUGCGGUGAUGAUGGCAGUGGGGGUGACGGCGGCGGUGUGCCUGGCGCUGACGCUGUUCGCGUUCCAGACGCGCUGGGACUUCACCGUCAUGGGCGGCGUGCUGCUGUGCGCCACCGUCGUGCUGCUGCUGUUCGGUAUUGUUGCCAUAUUUGUCCCCGGUAAGACAGUGACGCUGGUGUACGCUUCGCUCGGCGCUCUUCUCUUCUCGUUCUACCUCAUUUACGACACUCAGCUGAUGAUGGGCGGUAAGCACAAGUACACCCUUUCACCUGAGGAAUACGUCUUCGCUGCUCUCAACCUGUACCUGGACAUAAUCAACCUCUUCAUCUACAUCUUGACCAUCAUCGGAGCCGUUAGAGACUAAAGUGUCUCUCAACAUCGCCUUUUUUUUGUUUGUUUUCAACUGUUAAGCGACUGCCAGACUUGAUGAUAUUAAUUGAAUGUUUGUUGAUGAUUUGCACGUCAGUCAUUAGAAUACAAAAGAACUGGAUAGGUUUAGGUUAUGUCGAUAUGCGACUAUGUUUUAUAAAUUAUUUUGAUCAAUUUUGGUUUUUUUUUUCAAGAAGUAAUAGUAGAGAUAUGAGAAUAGUAAAUUUUGUAUAAAGUUAUAAAAAAAGGUUAUUGAAAUGACCUCUUUGUCGUGAUAUAAAUCUUCAGAAUUUAACAUUAUUUUUUUUCUCGAUAUAUAUACUUUAUUUUUAUUAAUUAAAGUUAGUUUUCAGUUAGUGAUUUGUUUAAUAAUAAAAUAACAUUCCGUAUCUUAUUAUUUAAUGAAAAUAACUGAUAGAUUUAAAACGUCAAGUCUGAACGCCGCUUAGUGCCACAGACAAUAAAGUCAAUUUUAAAAAGUUUUUGCUUUUGGUAUUUGGUAUUAUUUUAAAAGAUAACUCGAAACAUUUAAGACCUUAUCACGGCAUCAGCAAGCCAUAUCACGGCUUUGCUUUAAGAGAAAUUAUAUUGAAAAUGUGUUGUUUGCUGAUUAGUGUUAAAAAUCGUAGAUGUAAACGUGAUUUUCUUCAAAUAAAUGUGAAUCUAUAUUUAAUCUUAUGAAACUUUUCGAAUGUUUGAAACGUAAGCGCUUUGAAUAAACUUUAAUCUACUGAUAUUAUACUUAAAUAGUGGAAACAAAAAUAUUAGAUUUUUUAAUUGAAUAAUUGUAUAAUCCGACCAAAAUGAUUAGUAAAAACAAUGCUUUAAACGCCUUUUGUCCUUAAGCCCAAUUAUUUUGGAGGUAUUAUACGAAUUGUGUGAUUAUUUUGUCAACAACUUAUUCAGAUCUUGGUAAUAUCCUUGAUAUCUACAUCCUAUUCUUUCAUAGUGUUGUCUCUUUCACACCUUUCGAUGCAAUCGUAUGUUUCAUGUAAAUGUGUUAUUUCUUAGGUGUUAGAGUAGCAUUUAUGUAAACGUCGGGUUUUAUUAUAUGCUUGUAAAAUAUAUAAGCUUCAUUAUAUAAUGAAACAAUCUAUUGCAUACUUAAAUCGUUUGUUCCCAGUUCUCUCACUAGAUGGAGCUUAUAAUAUCGUAUAGUAAAAUUGAAAUGUAAUAUUUGCAAAUUUAUUUUUAACACUGUAUAAAUAUUUUCAUUGUUUUCAAGUCUUAGUAAGAGUUCAAAUAUUGAUUAAAGUAACACAAAGCUGUGUAAAUAAGCAUAAUUCGACUGCUAACUUUUGUUUUGUUUAUUUAUAAAAGCAAUAAAAUUUAUAUUAUUAAUAUGCGUAUUCUACAGUCCAUAAUUGAUAAAAUUUAAAAGAUCGUUAGUUACUUUUAAUAGUUAGCAGUUUAUAAUUAUGAUUCCCAUUUAUUUUGUGUAAGAUAUUUAAUAUUGUGGUAGAUAUUUGUUACGUUCAAAUAUGAUUUUUAAUAAAAUUGUCGUAACAUUAA
This is a messenger RNA of Melitaea cinxia (Glanville fritillary), 2600 nucleotides long. It is a transcript of the gene Grina, whose product is annotated as protein lifeguard 1-like. NCBI's taxonomy places the organism in Eukaryota, Metazoa, Arthropoda, Insecta, Lepidoptera, Nymphalidae. Gene Ontology annotation, cellular component: membrane. The record is from RefSeq and is a predicted model, not a curated record. The transcript is spliced from 8 exons. The coding region runs from base 160 to 1083 and encodes 307 amino acids.